ACUCCACUUAUCAGAGAACUCGCACGAUUUCUCGUUUUGUCGUGAUGUAAAUAACCCUAGCAUUAAUUGAGCCAUCAUUUUAGUUUAGUCUGAUCUCGUUAUUAAAUAUGGAAAGUAAUAGUAAUGGAAGUAGUAGAGUAGUCCGAGUGAAUAUGAUGGAAGGCGUUGGAGCUCGCGUUAUGAGAGGACCUGAUUGGAAGUGGGCGAAACAGGACGGUGGAGAAGGUCAUGUUGGAACAGUUAGAAAUUUUGAGUCUCCCGAAGAAGUUGUUGUUGUUUGGGAUAAUGGAACAGCUGCUAACUAUCGAUGCUCAGGAGCUUAUGAUCUUAGGAUAUACGACAGUGCUCCAACAGGUUUGUCUAAAUCUUGUACAGUUAACAGAUUUAAUAGACUACCACUACUAAAUUUUAGUUAAUUUAGUAAAACGAACAUUUACAUGUUAAAAAAUAAGGUCGUCGAGUUAUCUGUAUUGAACAAUCAUAAUCACGGUUAGAUAACUAUAUAGCGUAUACCCUGGAAAAGAGUUCAUUCCGUUUUAAAUUUCCAUAUCAUAUUUGAUUCUACUAUUUUAAAGAUAAAUCCACUAAAUGGCUCUCUUCUAUAGUUCUCAUCACUUACAAGUGUUAUUUAUAGUCUAUGAGCCAGCCAAUGUUUCUAAUUACAAAAGACGUACACAUAUCAAUGUAUUCAAUAAGAUACAGAAUCUAUUUAUAAAAUUUUAUACACCUAUACUCACGGUACACAUUUAAAAAGGUAUAAAAUUAUAAAUCUCUUUGGAUAUACGUGCUCAAGAGUAAUAUACUGCAUAUAAUGAUAGAUAUAAAACAAAUAAAUGUGAGGAAUACUUUCUUCUUCUAUAUUUCUUUUUCUCUUUUUUGUUCAUACAAUAGAAUGUAUUUAUAUUUUUUCUAUUUACACCCCAUCACCCACUGCCUCUCCUCUUCCCUCCAAUUUUUUUAAAUGUACACUAGUAACAUUUAAUCCAGAAAUAUUAUAAUAUCUAUAGAAAACGAUAUUACUCUAUAACAUUUUAAAGAACGUUCUCUUUUUUCGAUGUGAUCUAAUAGAUAUAUUUCUCUAUUAUUUAUAAUUUCCUUCAUUUUUAAUUAUAUAGAACGUUUUAAUAUUUAACUUUCGUGUAUUUCAUCUUUAACAAAUUAUUAAUUUAAUAAGAAAAAUUAAAUAGAACAGUAAAAAAUUGAGUAACGUUGAUAGAAAUAAAGGAAUAUUACAAAGCUUGUAGGGAGAAGGGAAGGGAAUAGAAUGUUG
Dimorphilus gyrociliatus is the source of this 1270-nucleotide messenger RNA. Lineage: Eukaryota; Metazoa; Annelida; Polychaeta; Dinophilidae. The record is from the annotation of a GenBank genome assembly.